Messenger RNA from Nymphalis io (European peacock), 2344 nucleotides. Its product is annotated as probable peroxisomal acyl-coenzyme A oxidase 1. Gene Ontology annotation, cellular component: peroxisome. The record is from RefSeq and is a predicted model, not a curated record. NCBI's taxonomy places the organism in Eukaryota, Metazoa, Arthropoda, Insecta, Lepidoptera, Nymphalidae. The transcript is spliced from 13 exons. The coding region runs from base 270 to 2276 and encodes 668 amino acids. Gene Ontology annotation, molecular function: FAD binding; fatty acid binding; acyl-CoA oxidase activity. Gene Ontology annotation, biological process: fatty acid beta-oxidation using acyl-CoA oxidase; lipid homeostasis.
GCCAAUGUCCCUUUAGAUAUCAUACAAGUAUUGGCGCGCAAUCAGUUUAAAGUGUAAUUGCGCGAAACGUCACAUUUGUGCUAAAUACAAACUGGUUUGAGUGACGAGUGUUUCAACAAACAAGUUUUCUCGACAAGUCUACAUCAAUUAAGAUUUAGAUUUUAGUCAGUGUUUGGACACAGUGUUGUGCACUUGCGUUGUGUUUGUUUCACAUUAUUUUUGCUCUUUAUUCGAAUUAUUUUAUAAAACAUCGCAAAAUUUUUGAAAAAAUGUCUACUAAAAUAAAUCCUGAUUUACAAAAAGAAAGGGACCAAUGCACGUUUGAUAUAACGGAACUAACACAUUUUAUUGAUGGAGGUGUUGAGAAGACUGAGGAAAGAAAGAAAAGAGAGGAAAUGGCUCUCAAAGAAAAUAUACACAAUGAUGAUGUACCAUCCGUAUAUUUAAGUCACAAGGAGAAGUAUGAACUGGCUGUGAAAAAGGCUUGUCUACUGUUUAAGAUGAUACGAAAAUUACAAGAGGAAGAGAAUGCUGGAAUGGAAAAUUAUAUGGCAGUGCUCGGGGGUAAUUUAGGAUCUGCGAUCUUGAGCGACGGUUGUCCUCUCACACUGCACUAUGUAAUGUUUAUACCGACUGUAAUGGGCCAAGGAACUGUCGAACAGCAAGCCUACUGGAUUGGAAGAGCCUUCAAUCUUGACAUUAUAGGAACGUAUGCGCAGACGGAGUUAGGGCACGGAACAUUUAUUCGUGGAUUGGAGACUACUGCGACAUAUGAUCCUAGUACCAAGGAGUUUGUUCUCCACAGUCCCACGCUCACCUCCUACAAGUGGUGGCCCGGCGGAUUGGCCCAUACAGCGAAUUACUGCAUUGUUAUGGCCCAGCUUUACACAAAAGGAAAAUGCCAUGGAAUCCAUCCGUUCAUUGUCCAGCUCCGCGAUGAGGAAAAUCACAUGCCGCUGCCUGGCAUCAAGGUUGGCGAAAUUGGCGCCAAGCUUGGUAUGAACGGAACAAACAAUGGAUUCCUAGGCUUCGAUCAAGUGCGGAUACCCAGGGAUUACAUGCUAAUGAAGAAUUCGAAGGUCUUAGAGGACGGAACAUAUGUUAAUUCCCCAAGUUCGAAGCUAACAUACGGCACAAUGAUGUUUGUUCGCGUGAUGCUGGUCAAUGACAUGUGUAAUUACAUGGCUAAGGCCGUCACCAUAGCUACGAGAUACUCUGCUGUGAGAAGACAGUCGCAGCCAAAACCCAACGAGCCAGAGCCGCAAAUCCUGGAUUACCUGACGCAGCAGCACAAACUGCUGAUCGGCAUCGCUUCCGUGUAUGCAUUCCGCACCAGCGCCGACUGGUUGUGGCUCAUGUACAACAACGUCACCGCGGAACUCGAGGCCGGCGACAUGGAGCGCCUGCCUGAGCUGCACGCGCUGUCGUGCUGCCUGAAGGCGGCCAGCACGGCGGACGCGGCGGCGUGCGUGGAGCGCUGCCGGCUCGCGUGCGGCGGCCACGGGUACAUGCUGUCGUCCAACCUGCCGGUCACCUACGGGCUGGUGACCGCCGCCUGCACCUACGAGGGCGAGAACACCGUCAUGCUGCUGCAGACCGCAAGGUUCCUGGUGAAGGCGUGGCAGCAGGCUAUCAGUGGAAACACUCUGACGCCCACAGUGUCGUAUCUCGGAGUCCUGCGUAACGGAAGAAGGUCACCACCCUGGGACAACACCAUCGAGGGUAUAAUUGCAGGUUUUCAAAGAGUUGCCGCCGGGAAAAUCGGUCAGUGUGUAGCACAAAUUGAAAAACGUCAGAAAAGCGGGAUGUCAUACGAAGACGCGUGGAACAUGACCUCGGUCCAGCUCACGUCGGCUUCUGAGGCGCACUGCCGCGCCAUCCUGCUGGCGACGUACUUCGACGAGACGGAGGCGCGCGCGGGCGGCGUGUCGCCGGCGCUGCGGCGCGUGCUGCGCCAGCUCGUCGACCUGUACGUCGUGUACUGGGCGCUGCAGACGCUCGGCGACCUGCUGCGGUUCACAUCGAUAUCUGAGCGCGACAUCGAGCAGCUCCAAAACUGGUACGAAGAUUUACUGGUACAACUACGCCCCAACGCUGUCGGUCUGGUUGAUGCCUUUGACAUUAGGGAUGAGAUUCUAAACUCAACGCUCGGUGCUUUUGAUGGUCGUGCUUACGAACGUCUGAUGGAAGAAGCUAUGAAGAGCCCCCUCAAUGCUGAGCCUGUUAAUAAAAGUUUCCACAGCUACCUCAAACCGCUCAUGCAGGGCAAGCUGUGAUAUGUUGCAAUUGAAAAAAUUCUAAAUAAAAUAUGGUGCCUUGCGUGAUAAAUACUGGCCGUUAAGUU